This is a messenger RNA of Vigna radiata var. radiata (mung bean), 1657 nucleotides long. RefSeq lists its product as uncharacterized. The record is from RefSeq and is a predicted model, not a curated record. NCBI's taxonomy places the organism in Eukaryota, Viridiplantae, Streptophyta, Magnoliopsida, Fabales, Fabaceae. The transcript has 4 exons. The coding region runs from base 189 to 1391 and encodes 400 amino acids.
GAAUUUAAAAUUAUUUAAUUCAUUUAAGGAGUCAUAAGCCAAACAAAUUUAUGGGCCGAAAAGUCCAAUAGAAAACCCAAGAAAACGACAUAGUUUGGUGCAAUCCCGCGUUGGCGAAAAAUUCAAAUAAGCAGAGAGAGAGAGAGAGAGAUUGUAUAGAAUAGAACGUAGAAGAAGAAGAAGAAGAAAUGAAGAAGAUGGGUUUGGGUAGUGAGGUUGAAGACGGUGAUCUUCAUCGUCUUCGCUCCGAUCUUUCUUCUCUUCUCCAUCAGAUUGAUGAGCUUGUCGUGCGUGCCAUUGAAGUCAAUAAUAAUAAUAAUGUGAAGAAGAAGAAGAAUGGCAUAAGCAAAGAUGACAAAACGCAAAUUGAAUCUUUCUCCCGAGUCCUUUCUGACAUGCUCUCUUCUUUGAAGUCGUGGGUCCCCAAAUUUCAAAUUGCACUUCACACGGAAGAAGAGACAGAUUCAUACGAUGAUGAAAGCAGAGCGUCUGAUAGUCCUGAAGAGACAACCUUAAGUUUGGUGUCUCCUUCACCGCUUGUGUCUUGGCGUGCCAAUUGCACUGUGAAGAGAGGUAGACAAAUGUUCAUGCUUACACCUCUUCCGUUAUCAUCCAAACACCACAAACAACCUAAUCCUCAGUUCCCUCCUUCCACAUUAGCCACUUCUUUCAUGGACAAUGUAGCAGUCAAACCAACCCCAAUUAAGCACCAACUGUCAAACAAUCAAGACAAGGGAUCCAUGCUUCUUGUCAUGACUCCCUGCCUGAAAAUGUCCCCUCCCAAAUCCUGCCUUUUGCUCGAACCUAUUUCCGAAAUGAAGCAUUUGGGUGAUCACCAGUUUCGCAAGGGCACUCCCUAUCCUGUUGGGAUGCGUUACAGCGACUCAGAAUCUUCUGGUGUUGAUGAUUCUUCGCCGGAUUUAUCCUUGAAGUAUCCGGAGCUCCUUGGGAUAUGCCGCGAUUCUAAGGCAGGAAUUGGAAACAAAACAGUGGAAGCAUCGCCGGAUUGGUUUACCUCACCUCCUAAAACAUGCGUCUUGAUGGAGCCACCUGAUGAUAAUAUUGAUGAUCGCUUGUGUGUACACGUAGCUGCCAACCUUCUAAAUCAACAAGUCGGCAAGUGUAAAGAUGGUGAUGGUGGUGAUGUUUGCAAAGAUCAUAGUAACCGAGAUAAUUUUGUUGGGAGCUUAGACCACGUAGAGAACACUCCCAUACCUGAAAGCUCAUUUCAAACUGGAAAACGACCUGGUGAAAAUACUCUGAAAAGGGAGUUAUGGACAAAGUUUGAGGCAGCGUCCGCUUGGGGGUGUCAACCUAAGUUACCAACAGAUCAAAAGAAUGCCCACAAAGGGUUUCUUGACCUACUGGAAGAAGCUUCCUGCGAUGAAUAGAUUAAAGAUAUGUGGUGCCAAGAUAUGAGCAAAAAUAUAAUCUCAUUAGAAAAUUUUGACUUGUAAAUGCUCCUUUAUGUUUGUAAGAUUUGUAGCAAAGAAUUCGUUCAUCAUGUACUUACGGGCAAUGCGUGCCAAAUGAGCAUUGUUAUUUUCUCUAUUAUGAAACUUCUCUGUAUCACUAUUCUAUGUAAUUUUAUUUAGUAUAAAAGAAUCAUUACAAAUUAAUUUAUGGAAAAGCUUAUUUUGUAUUAUUUUUUAAAACU